AUGGAUGAAUAUUUGUUGGCAAAGUUAGAGAAGGUUUUGGGUUGUACAGCGAUCUCUCGUUCAUCACUAUCAGUUGAUGAAAAUAAAGGAAUUAUUGCAUAUCCUGCUGGUUCCACAGUUGUUUUGCAUAAUCCAAAAACUAAUGCUCAGGCUCAUUUGAUUGGCACAACACGGAACAGUAUAACCUGUUUAGCAUUUUCAAAAUGUGGCCGAUUCCUUGUGACUGGUGAGUAUGGUCACGAACCAAAGGUUCGAGUUUGGGAAAUUUAUGAUCAGGCGGGUCAGUUUUACCCAUCUAAAGUUGCCGAGCUAAAACUGCACAAAUUUGGAAUUGUCUGUGUGCGAUUUACUCCUGACGGCGAGAGAGUCAUAUCUGUUGGUAAUGAAUAUGACAAAGCAAUUGCUAUUUCAAAUUGGCGGAAGCUUUGUACUGUGUCGGAAAAUAGACUAACAUCUAAGGUAAAUGCAUUGGAUAUCUCUGAACAAGGCAAUUAUUAUGUGACUGUCGGGGUUCGUCAUGUUAAGUUUUGGUAUGUCACAGAAAAAACUGCCGGUUCUGGAACAACACCUUUGCAGGGGCGGUCUGCAAUUUUGGCGGAACAGCGGAAUAAUACCUUUGUUGACGUUUGUUGUGCUUCAAAUAACCGAACGUUUUCGAUAACUGAGACUAACCUCUUGUUGGAGUUUCGGGAUAAGAAAUUAACUGGUACUUAUGACUUGCAUGGUGAAAUGCCACGAUCUCUCGUUCUUGGUGGAAAUGAAAUUUUCAUUGGUUUCAACAACGGCACAAUUCGGUGUCUUGAUGUCGACACAAUGGCCCAUAAAUUCUCUUAUUGCAAGCCACAUUACCUUAAAUGCGAUGUUUCUAAGGGUACAAGGAAUGAAGUUUUUCUUCCAGGUUCUCAUCCUCCUGGUUGCAGGUAUCCUGAUGUACGAGCUCUUUGUUAUAAUAAAUCAAUUGGGGUUUUGACAGCUAUCUAUAGUGAUAGGUCCAUAUACAGUUGGCAACGUUUAGAGAACGGAAAUGGUUUGACAAAAUUAUCCUCCCAGUUAUUUCACGUUGGUGCCAUCUACGGUUUAGAAGUUUACCCUACUGCGUUCUCCUGGUUGCCAGCUGGUUCGUUUAUUAGCGUAGGUGCUGACAACACGGUCAGGAUAUGGAAUAUUGAUCAAAGAACGAAACACUUCCAAUCGGAUGCUAGACUACCGCCUAUGCAAACAAAUGUUUUUUCGGAGGAAUUAAAAAAAGUGAUUUAUCUUUCAGAUUCUGCCAACUCACUUGUAGAGAAUCCUGAAAGUCAGUUUUUUGUUAUUUUGUGUGCGGCUUAUGCUACUGUUUUUUACCAGGUACUGAAUGCUUCUCUGGCCGAUGCGUCUACUGGUAUCAAGGCGCUUCGACUUAGUCCCGAUGGGAGACAUUUGGCUGUGGGCGGGAAGGACGGAAACGUUUACGUCUUUGAUCUAACGAUUGAAGAUAUACCUCAAAUAGUGGCACACGAAGCUCAUGAAAAUGAAGUAAUGUGUUUGGAAUAUUCAGACCAGUCGUCAGCUCGUUAUUUGUUGGCAUCUGGUGGUCGUGAUCGUCUUGUUCAUUUAUUCGAUCCUGUCAACAACUAUAUUCCCCUUGCAACGGUUGAUGAUCAUACAAGUGCCUUGAAUUCAAUAAUAUUUCAUUCUAGUGCCGAUGGUCUGGAAUUGAUUACUUGUGCCACUGACCGUCUAAUGGUUAUAAGAAGGCUUGUAGAAUCAACCAUCUCAUCUCCGUUCGGACUGAACAAUGUGACAAUGCUUGGUCCGCACAUUUUUGCUGCUUGUCAGGAUCGUCAACUUAGGUCUUACUCUCUGCAAGGUAAACUUGUGAGACAGGUUAAAGGAGGUAUAAGCGAGGAAGGCCAAUUAACAAAGGUUAAAUUGGACCCGUCUGGGACAUUUGCUGCAACUGUAUCGACUGAUCGUAGUGUUUAUAUUGUUGAUGCGCUUUCUGGUGAAUGUGCUGCCGUUCUUCUGGGGCAGUCUGAUGCCGUUACAGAUGUUGCAUUUACUCUGGAUUGCAGGAGACUAAUUGUUGUUUCGUACAGUGGCUGUAUAUUUGUUUGGCGAUUAUCAAAUCUUCUGUCAAGUAAAAUGGGGACCAAAUUGAAAAAAGCCACGUCGACUGCAGUGCAACGGCCAACAUCUGUAGAUAAAACGAACGAUAGAUCAGAAACACCGGAUAGCUUGAUUGGUAGCGGAAGUGAUGGUGCAAGCGAAGAUAUUCCAGGUGUGCCACGCUACAAGCUAAAGGACUCUGAAUCUGAAUUUGGUUCGUUAACCAGUCUUAAAAUUGCUGAUGAAGAUGAUGACAGUUGCAUAGGGCAAAAACCGGCAAAGGUUGUCCUUAAUCAAGCAGAUAUAUCAUCCAUCGACGCUGACAGGUUCGGCGCUCAGAGUGUUAUUACAGUGUAUUUACACACACAAGUAUUAGAGGGUCAGCAGUGCCAUGGUCGGUUGCCCAAUAGUCGUAUGACGUUCAGUGCUACAUCAUUGACAGGUCAUAUGUCGGUUUUUAGGGGAAAUAGCGGAUUUGAGCUGAGGCGGGUGUCCACAGAAGUUGUUCGACGGAGUAGUAGUGCUUUAAAUGUGCACAACUCUCAGUGGGAUGUUUCUUCUUCGGCCAACGAUGAUGAAGGGGCCUCUGGUGCUGGUGACUGUAGUAGUGUGAUCCCUUCGCAUGCGUUGAAUCAGCCAAAUACUUCAACGAUGUAUGUUGCUAGUAGAUCGAUGUCAAAUUUGCGUCCUGGUGGAACGUUUGUUUCCACUGUGGGAUCACCUCGAAGAAUUAGGAGGAAGUGGGACUUGGCAGAUGAAGGUACUAGUGAAUAUGCUGCGCCUGUAAACUUCACUCAAAAGCCUGCAGAUAUGGGUUCUGCUUUUGUUUCUUGCACUCCUAAUUCUUCAAGCCAUUCGUUGCCUCCUCCUACUCAAACACCGCUUGUGCAGCAGAGUCAGGACUUUAUGAAUGUCACUGCGCCGUCGACAUUGCAAGGGACUGGUCCAAUUCAGCUGUCUUCUGAUACCAAGCUUCAGCCAUUUUUAAACAAAAGGUUGAUGGCUGUGAACAGCGGACAAAAUAAUUCAUAUUUGGCCGCAAGUAAACAAAUAGAUGAUGCAUUUCAAGAUCCUUUGCCAGCUUUAUCCUCACCCGAGUCUAAUUUUGAUAGGAGUUCUAGCAGUCGUUGCAGUUUAACGAAACGUUAUAUGAAUUCGUCAGCUUCAAAUGACGAACCACGUUCUAUACGAACACCUAGCUCAAUUACUGCUCGCAGGGCCACAAUGAACACACAGUAUCCGUACUCGUCAGAAACUUCUUCUGGCAUAUUGCGGAGACGAUCAGAAAUUCACAGCGGAAAUCCUCGUUUGUACCAGCAGAAUGGGGUUUUAGAUGCAUCAAGUGACGAUUCAAAAUCUAUCAGAAGAGCCCGGACUAUGCAUCGCCUAAAACAACGUCGUCUGACCAUUGGUGCAGCUGAAGCAUCAAGUGGAGAAGCUAAAGAUGAAGACUAUAUGUUGUCUGACCUGUACCUUCGAAGUCGAAGUCAAAGCCCAUCGCAUCUUGCAUUGAACGCGUUGGCUGAAGGAACAAGUGAACAACGUCGAAGAAUGGACUCAGAUGUCUCGUUGAGCUCUUCGUUAGCAUCAAGCCGGGUAUUACCAUCAGGAAAUCGAAAAAAUUUGCGUUCUGCUGAGGUUACUAACAAGCUAAAUGAAAUGCGUGACCACUUACGGAAGUCUCAUGAAAAUUUGGCUGGGGCAGUUCCUAGUGAGGCUUCACUUCCGCCACCAUCUGCAAUUAUGUCGAGGUCGCGAUCCAUAGGCAAUCUUCGCUUAUCUGCUUCUGCUUUAAAGAACGGUCAGCGACCUGACUUGUUGGGAUCGAGAAUCGGCACGGGUUCUUUGUUGGAAGGGGGAGACUUUUGUGAAGCAGGAAGGCGGGGUAUUGAUUCCCAAACUCCAUUAUCAUCGCGUAGCCGUUUUAUGGCAAGAUCUGUCGGUAGCUUACAUAGUCAUGAUUCGGCUGAGUCUGGUAGUGGUGAAUCAGGUACUAUACGUUCGGUUAACUUGAAUUCCAGUAGUCGCCUUGCUCAAACAAUGGAAAAUUUGAAGAAAGCAAGCUGUUCUUCUGAGCUUUACUGUUUUGGAAAUUUUAGCAACCCCGAUUUAACUCAGUAUUCUCUGUACGAAACUGUCGCUGCUGACGAGAACUCGAAUACUGCACCAUUUUCAAAUAUACCUCCUCGGUUUAAGCAGCAGGGUAAAGGAGCUGUGCAAAAAAGAGUAUUUUUAUUUGAGGUGGAACGAUAUCAACCUCGUAAUAGAAUGUCUCGUGACACAACAAGUGGAGAAAGUGAUAGUAAUGCGUCAGAUGUCAAUAGUUCGGUUGUGAACGGAGGGAACGCAGUGAAUAUGCAAAGUGUUCCUAAGCGGUACUUCAACCCUCUCAGUGAGACUAACAGAUGUGCAUCUUCGGUUGAAACACCACUGCGAUUCAGUUCCAUUCAGAACACUAAACGUAUAUUUGAACCACAGAGGCAUAAUUCUUCAGGAACUCCCCGACGUGUGCCUAAUUAUCUGGCACAAAAAUUUUCUGCGAACGGACCAAACAAGUCGGACGUUGGGCCUGAAGAAUGUCUUCGGUUAUCAAAAGCAUCUUUAGAGACAACUUCUUUAAGAGAAUUCAGUGGCAAAACUUGUGAAUCAACAAGGAGGAAUGAAGCUGUAGGUGAAAUUGGUGGCGAAAAAAAAAUUUUACUUCUAGGACAGGUGUGCGGAUUUAGGGAUAAUUUGGUUGACGAUCUGUUGCCAAGCAAUACUUGUCUGAUGUGCGAAAGUAUCCCAAGUUAUACUCGACGUACUGUCAAAUUUGCUGAUGCUCCACCUGAAAUCGUACAGUUUUCUUACAGCAGGCCACGUUGGGCAAUUCCUCUUGCUUCUUCAGCAAGCACUUCAUCUAUUAGCGCGCUUAAAAAAGCAUUAGAUGACGAACGGCAGAAGUCUUGCAUGAACACUAGCAGUCGUCCUACUGCUUUAAGAAGAAGUGUUAAGUUGAGUAUUGAAGCUGCACAGAAUUGGAGUCUAAACCGAAAAAAAAUGCUUGCUGAAAACGACGGGUCUGGAAGCGCUCCCCGUAAAGAUGCUUUGAAGAAGCGUAAGGCUUUGGUGGUGACAGGAAGGAAUGAAGUAUUAGAAGAUGAGAGAAGACCGAAUCAUCAUAAUUCGCAGUUCUUGAAAAUGUUGUCUAAAAGUUGCGAUAGUUUAGCGCUGUUGAAUGUUGGGGGCUACACUAAAUGUGGUAUAAGCAGCAGAGUUAUUGGUGGUGAUGAAUUAUUGGCAACCAGUGCCACUCCUCCUCGUCUGAAGAAUAAGUUAAUCAAAGAUGCAGCUUAUGAAUUGAUGCUUAAGCGGACUUUUGCUAGAGCUAAGUUGCGUACAGUUUCAAGGCCGCUUUAUUUUGGGACUUUUUGCCCAAAAGCAGCUAGCCCAGAGUGUGCCGAUAGUCGUUGGAUUUCUGAGAAGUUUGAUUUCAAUGAAACAUAUGAGAAUGGCUCUUUUGAAGCUAAAAGUGAUGAUGAUUUAGAAAUGGCGCGACACAUUGCUGAGUGUCUUGAACAGUUCAAUACUAGCCUCGAUAAGGUGCUGCAGGCGCGUCAGUUGCUUGAAAGCACGCAAGAUCUGCCGCCUGAUGACAAAGAUAGGAUGCUUCGAGUGUUGAACCAGGCUAUAAAGACCGGGAGGAAACGCUUGGAAGUGGGAAACGAACACAAUGAUAGUAUAGAGUCAUAUAAUACUAGCUCGAAUAAUGUUUCUACUCACAGAUCAAGGUGA
Molecule: messenger RNA, 5862 nt
Organism: Enterobius vermicularis (human pinworm)
Lineage: Eukaryota; Metazoa; Nematoda; Chromadorea; Rhabditida; Oxyuridae
Source: the annotation of a GenBank genome assembly